Messenger RNA from Tilletiopsis washingtonensis, 510 nucleotides. RefSeq lists its product as hypothetical. The coding region runs from base 1 to 510 and encodes 169 amino acids. NCBI's taxonomy places the organism in Eukaryota, Fungi, Basidiomycota, Exobasidiomycetes, Entylomatales. The transcript has 2 exons. The record is from RefSeq and is a predicted model, not a curated record.
AUGCGCGCCUCCUCCUCGCUGCUGCUCGCAGCGCUUGUCGUCGUCGCCGGCUCGGCCAGCGCACAGAACAGCGACACGGCGCCCUUUGGCCCGCUCACCACCAACAACGGACAGAGCGCAUGUGUGCAGUUCGGCGACUGCACGGCCGGCGGCAACCCCGCCACAACGCAGACGUUCGCCAGCGCCAUCACCUCUCCCGCCUCUUCCCAAGCCGUAGCCGCGCCCACGAACGCGCUUCAGUCCUCGAACGCCAUCUCGCUGCUCGCAGCUUCCGGCGCAUCGGCCGCCUUCGCCUCGCGCUCGCUUGAGGACGUCAGCGUCAACCGCGGCUCUACGUCCAAGUACACUGGCACCAUUCAGGUCGCGGGCCAGGCGCCGAGCAGCGUCGCUCCGACUGGAACCAGCCGGCCUGACGCUGCGGCCGCUAGCCUCGGUGACGUCUCGCACGUCUGGAGCACCGCUCUCGCUGUCGCCGCUGCCGCCGCAGCUGGCGCUGUCUUCGUGCUCUGA